This is a messenger RNA of Chlamydomonas reinhardtii, 1368 nucleotides long. RefSeq lists its product as uncharacterized. Gene Ontology annotation, molecular function: glycerophospholipase activity. The coding region runs from base 463 to 1350 and encodes 295 amino acids. NCBI's taxonomy places the organism in Eukaryota, Viridiplantae, Chlorophyta, Chlorophyceae, Chlamydomonadales, Chlamydomonadaceae. Gene Ontology annotation, cellular component: membrane; cell periphery; endoplasmic reticulum. Gene Ontology annotation, biological process: ceramide biosynthetic process; sphingolipid catabolic process. The record is from RefSeq and is a predicted model, not a curated record. The transcript has 4 exons.
AAUACACAACUCGACGAGUUGACAAACAUGGGUUUGCGUCCCCCGGCCGGGGGACGCUCGACCACUUUCUCUGAGACACCCGAAAAGCCCGAAUUUCUGGGACAAGUACUCUAAAUGCAUAACAGACUAUUGAUAUCAACCGCUAAAGCCAUGCGCCAAGUGACAGCAGUGACCGGGGGGGUUCAUUGCUGCCUCGGUCGACACAGCCCGCUGCUCAGGUGCAUUCCUAUGCUCAGGAAGCAUACACUACAUGCAACUACAUUACUAAAGUAAGUUUACAGCUCAGGAAGCGCGGCGGUCGGAGCUCGGCCGUCAGCGACUGCCGGAGGGUUACUGGGGGGCACGCUUGGGGGUUCAGGGGCUCGGCAGGGGCGAGGCCGCCCCAAUGAUCCCACAGGCCUCGCCCCAGACUUCUCGCCCCUAUGUUCCCACAUAACAAACACUACAUUUGGGAGCUCUUACAUGGCCUUCUGGGCUGAGGCCGCCGGCACCGCGCCGCCGGGCGCGCAACGCCUUGCAGACAUUGCUGCCCGGAACGGGCACACGCCGGUGCUCCGCCUGCUGUGCCGGCGGUUCGGACCAGCCGUGCUCACGCUAAAUUACCAAGCCUGGUCUGCGGCGUACUCGGGCCAUCUCGAGGCGCUGCGGUACCUGGCCGAAGCAGUUGGCGGGGAGGCGACAGAGGGCGACGAGGAGGGCCAGGCGGGUGACCGCGGCGGCCGUGGCGGUGGCGCGAGCGCUGGUGGCGCUGGCGCUGGCGCUGCUGGGAGUCGUGUGGCAAGCGGGUCAGAAUGGGCGAGCGUUCUUAGGGCCGCGGGCUACUACGGCGCAGACUUGUCGCUGGCGCGGCUGAUGUAUGCGCGGUGCGGACGGGAUACGGAUAUACUCUUCGCCGCCGCGACGGCGGGCGGCAGUGUCGAGACCGCGGAGUGGGCCAUGGAGGCGCAGCGUGCAGCAAAUAAGGACUGCCGCCACCCCCUGCUGCACCCGGCCGAGCUGUGGGUGAUGGCGGCAGGCGGCAACCUGGCCACCACCACCUGGGCCCUGGAGCUAGGGCUGGUGGGACCCCUGGAGCUAGAGGGGUACGACAGCGACACCCGCGACAGCAAAGGCGGCAGCGGCAGUGACGGUGGCGGGCUGCUGCCGCUGCUGGGGACCGGCUAUAAACUGGAGCUGCGCAUUGAACUCAACAUGCACAGCCUGAGGGUGUGGGUGUGGCGGCUGGUGCAGCAGGAGCGAGCCGCGCUGCAGCCGGGCGCGGCGGGUGCGGAGGAGGAGGGGUCCGCCGUGGCAGGCAGCGCGGACGGCUGCGAGCAGGGAUCCACGCAGCAGCACGAGCACGGGACCUAACCGACUACCCGUGACACA